AUGCAGAUCGUCCACAUCUUCCGCGCCAACAUCGUGGACGUGGCGGCCGACUCGCUCAUCGUCGAGGUCAUCGGGACGAGGGACAAAUAUCGUCGCCCACGCCUUCCUAAGAGCUUCGGGGUCGUCGAAGUGAUGAGGACUGGCACGAUCGCAAUGAAUCGGGGCGCGGACAGCAGAGGGAGGCGGCAGUCGUCCAAGGUCGACUGGGGCGUGGCGUCGUCGGUAUAA
Molecule: messenger RNA, 228 nt
Organism: Geodia barretti
Lineage: Eukaryota; Metazoa; Porifera; Demospongiae; Tetractinellida; Geodiidae
Source: the annotation of a GenBank genome assembly